AUGUUCAUGUUACACAACUCGGUCAUAUUCGUGGCUUAUAAAACCCAGUCGCUGCUUCCCGCCCUUCCACUUCUGACUCUUCGUCAUCCUCCCACAGCCCCUCCUUUGACCUCUCACUCCACGCUUGAACAUCUUGGCCUGAAAGCAGUUAUGACUUCGGAAAUAUCGCCUACAGAUAAUUCAGAACAGUCUUACCACCCGGGUGACGGCGUUGAGCGUUGCAUAAUCGAGGGUCACCGGUUCGAAUUUGACGACAACGUGCCAGACGAGGUACGCGACCGUAUGAGCGACCUCUCUGCAAACGAUGUUAAAUUCGCCGAUGUCCCCGCAGAGUACCUGAAAUACGAGGUCAAGUACGACCCAUGGGCUGAGAUAGACAACGUCAUCAUUGAUGGACAUGUGUUCGCCGUCAACUAUGACGUCCCCGCCGACGUGUCUUCUGCGCUGAUCGAACUGGCCAGGCGUCCGGGUGUGCGGUUUGAAGACGUUCCAAGAGAUUAUAGGAAGUAUUACGACUCUCGUGCCGGCUGGGUUAGAGACGAGGAUUUCCCCGCCACAGCUAUCACCUACUGCCAAGGUGACACCGAUCAAGGCCAAUCGAGCGAGAUUAACGACAAGGAUGAACAUGGAAAGGGAAAUAAUGAUAAGGGGUCGCAGGAAGUGAAGUCAGAGAAUGACAAAUGAUUUCAGUCGAUUUUCUGUCUGCCUACAAGGGCCACAUCUGUCAUAUUGUUCAACGGUCGUACAAGAAUGCAGUCAGCC
Aspergillus melleus is the source of this 762-nucleotide messenger RNA. RefSeq lists its product as uncharacterized. Lineage: Eukaryota; Fungi; Ascomycota; Eurotiomycetes; Eurotiales; Aspergillaceae. The coding region runs from base 1 to 684 and encodes 227 amino acids. The record is from RefSeq and is a predicted model, not a curated record. The transcript is spliced from 2 exons.